AGUCGUCACACCUGUCGUGUUCUCUGUCCUCACACAGAUCCACCUGCUCCUCUAACAGCAGGAGAAACGCUCACAUUAUUAUAUAACAGAGGAAUCAGAUGAGAUUCGUUCAGAAGAGUUGAUCUCUGUGGUUCAGGAUCAGCCGAGGUUCUUCUGCUGAGCUGCUGGAGCAUGGCUGAGAGUCCACAGGAGCAGAGCCCAGGGGUGUUGAGUCGCAUCGGGAGCUGGCUGUCCUGGGGUUGGGGCAGAAAUGACCCCACCUCCCAAACACAACAAGAAGAGGACCACAGAGAAACCAGAGCAGACGAGACAGACAGUCCCUCACGAGGCGAGACGAGCCCAGCCCUCGAGCGGAAUGCCAAACAUCUGAGACUCCAACGCAGUCCGUCGAUUGAGAGGAGAAGGUCACCUGAUCUCUGUGACCAAAUGGGCCGGAGGAGAUCUAGCAGGAAGAGGCGGAGCUCCCACGGAGAUGGGGGCGGGGCUAAAUCCCCAACCAGUCCUCAACCUGAAAGCCCUGAAGCAACCAGUUUGACCGGCGGCCCGCGGAUGACAUGCGCCGACUCAGCUUUUGAGGAGACGCCAGACAGCCUUCCUGAAACCCCUGGAGCAGAAGCGCCAAACUCAGGGAACCGUGAAGAUGUCUCCCAAACACACCUGAGCGAAGACGCAGAUGUGGAUUCACUCGCCCGAGCAGCGCUGGUUUAUACAGAUAUGGAUGAGGAACGUGUGGUGAGGCUGACGGAGAGCGCCGAAUCCAAGCGCAGGAGCAUCAAGGUGUCUCACAGCGAGGUGGUCUUCCCUAAAAAGCUCUUGGUCGCCUCGGAGGAACAGAGGGAAGACCAAAAUAUGACUCGUAAAGACACCGAACGGCUGAGAUCUGAUGGAAGAGCCAGAUAUCCAGAGGACAGAGCGGAUGGCACCAAUGUGAAGUCCAAAGGCCGAAUCGCAGACAAGAUCAGUCUGUUUGAGAGAGGAGACACCAAUGCAGUCAGCAGCUCCACAAACCUGCGUCACCUGGAUAUUUCUCCAGCUCGAAAUGUGGCCAGUCGUCUUUUCACAGAACGUGCCGGAGCCCGGUCCAGUUCUGCACCUCCAAACCAGACGGUUAAAGAGAGGGCGAUGAAUUUUAAUGCAGGACGGAAGGGGGGAGAUAAUCUGACUUUGCCGUCUGGUCAUACGCUGAGCGAAGGACAUUCAAAAAUGGCUGAAAUAUCGCAAUCUGAACGUUUUGAAAAAUCUACAGCAAAGACAGAUACCAGCGGAGAGCCAAAGGUUAAAUCCAAACCUCAUUUAAACAUAGAUCAAACAGACUCCAAAUCCCACAAUGCAACACAAAGCACAAGUGACUCAAACAUUGGGAAUAAAGAGCUGGAUUCUCCGCCAAUGGUUUCAUCACCUACUGAUGAGACACCAGAGGAUAUAUCAAAGAAGUCUGAUGCAAACUCCCUGCUGGAUCGGGAGCCUCCUGAAGGUGCUCGCAUUAUGAUCUACAGCCUGGUUACUAAAGGCAACCUUUUGGCUUUCAGGCUUAAAACUCUCACAAGCGAUGAUGUAAUGAGGGUGACACAGAGAUAUAUGGUCAAGCUAAAUGGGUCCUGUAUUAAAAUCAAAUGA
Carassius gibelio (silver crucian carp) is the source of this 1617-nucleotide messenger RNA. RefSeq lists its product as uncharacterized. The transcript has 4 exons. Lineage: Eukaryota; Metazoa; Chordata; Actinopteri; Cypriniformes; Cyprinidae. The coding region runs from base 172 to 1617 and encodes 481 amino acids. The record is from RefSeq and is a predicted model, not a curated record.